AGCCUCUGGCCAUCGAUGCGAUGGCAACCGCGCCUGCGUGAUUGGCAGCGAACGUGGACGCCAUGAGUUCGGCGCUGGAGAAGCCGCAGAUCAUCGCCCACAUCCAGAAAUCACUCAACUACACCUUGUUCGAUUGCAAAUGGAUCCCCUGCAGCGCCAAGUUCGUCUGCAUGGGCAACUUUCCUCGCGGCACCGGCGUGCUGCAGGUCUACGAGGUGUCGCACGGGGAGCUGGUGCUGGUCAAGGAGAUUGAAAAAUCAAAACCUUUUAAAUGCGGCACCUUUGGAGCCACCUCUUUGCAACAGAGGUAUCUGUCAACUGGGGACUUUGAUGGAAACCUGCACAUAUGGAAUCUGGAGGCUCCGGAAAUGGCCGUUUAUUCGGUAAAAGCGCACAAGGAGAUUAUAAAUAGCAUUGAUGGUGUAGGAGGCUUGGGAAUUGGGGAAGGAGCUCCGGAAUUGGUUACUGGCAGCAGAGAUGGAAUGGUGAAAGUCUGGGACCCCAGGCAAAAAGACACUCCUGUGGCAAACAUGCAGCCUGCAGAUGGAGAUACCAGGCGGGAUUGUUGGACUGUGGCAUUUGGUCAUGCCUACAGCUCCCAGGAGCGCUGUGUGUGUGCUGGAUAUGACAAUGGUGAUAUCAAGCUAUUUGAUCUGAGAACUAUGUCGCUCCGCUGGGAAAAGAACAUAAGGAACGGGGUCUGUUGUGUUGAGUUUGACAGGAAAGAUAUCAACAUGAAUAAGCUGGUGGCUACUUCCUUGGAGGGAAAAUUUCAUGUGUUUGACAUGAGGACCCAGCACCCAACCAAAGGUUUUGCUUCAGUCAGUGAGAAGGCAUAUAAAUCCACCAUCUGGCAGGCCCGCCACUUGCCGCAAAACAGAGACAUCUUCAUGACAGCAGGAGGUUCUGGUAAUCUGCACCUUUGGAAAUAUGAGUACCCUGCCCAGCGCUCUAAAAAAGACUCUGAGAACAUGGAUAUGGGAGUCGCAGGUACAGUCACACUGCUCCAAAAUGUGACUGUGUCCACCCAGCCCAUAGGCAGCCUUGACUGGAGCCCAGAUAAGCAGGGCCUCUGUGUCUGCACAGCAUUUGACCAAACAGUGCGAGUUCUGAUUGCCACAAAACUGAAUCGAGUUUAAGAAAUGGAUCAAGUACAUUCUGUGCUGAAUAUUCUCUCGCCUUUCAAUGAGAGUGGUUUCGGUGCCCUGCGCCAUCAGCCAACAGAGGUCUUUGUUAGGGUGGGUAUUGUCCAAUUGCUCAUCUUUGAGAGAAUAUUAUUCUUCUGAUGGUGCUCCAUCUAGUGGCUCGAAUGAGGAUUGCUCGACUGAAGUGUCAGUCUGAUCGCUGUGUUCUGGUGAUACAAUGUUUGUGCUAAGUGACCACUGCAGACUUGUAUUUUGAGUGUUUAAAAUGUUUGGUUUAUUAGGACAGUUCCAGCUUUAUUUUCUGCUCAUGGUUGCAAAAUUUCCAAUUAAGAUAGAGUGUGAAGGAUUUGCAUUUUUUUUAUUGUAACGUUAUACAUGAGAUGUUAAACGUGUUCACAUUCUACGGGCGCCCAGCUUGGUUGCUACAUAGAUGGGUGUUUGUGGAAUCAGUGAUUGGACUGUAUCUGAUUACACAGGAGUGUAUGCUUCCAUAUAUGAGUGAGAAUGCCAUACAUAUACGCACGUGCGCAAACACACACACGUGUGCAUGCAUGUGAGCUGCUCUCUUUCCAUCACAUUUCCAGCUCCUACUUUCCCCUUUUCCUGAAGCUCUCAAACCUGAAAAUCUCACCUAUUUCAGCCCUUUGGUUACAGGCUAAUUCCUGUUUGAUACAAAACCUUUACUUCCGGAUUGGUGUGACAGUCACUGUGACGAGGUCGGCUUUUUCUUUCUCCACGUGUUAAAUAAUCUGUGUGCAAACAAUUUCCCAUUGUUUCUUCACUGUUUCAGGACAGGAACAUAGUAUCUAAAUUCUGCCACGUCUUCACUUGGGGAAGUAAAUUGUUCUUGGGUUAUUAUGAUCUCCCAUGGGGAGAGGUUGGUUCAAACCUUUUAUUUUUAGCCACAGUUGUAAAUAAAGUGAAUCCAAAAAAACAUUUCUGGCAUUUCGCUUUAAAGUUGAGUUUUACUAUUUGCUUAACAUAUUUUGCACAUUAGCAUGAGAAAGUGUUACUGAUAAUUUGUUACCUCUCAAAUAAACUGUAAAAAUGUAGUCAAA
Messenger RNA from Rhincodon typus (whale shark), 2203 nucleotides. It is a transcript of the gene dnaaf10, whose product is annotated as dynein axonemal assembly factor 10. Bases 63 to 1139 code for a protein of 358 amino acids. The record is from RefSeq and is a predicted model, not a curated record. NCBI's taxonomy places the organism in Eukaryota, Metazoa, Chordata, Chondrichthyes, Orectolobiformes, Rhincodontidae. The transcript has 9 exons. Gene Ontology annotation, molecular function: ubiquitin binding.